CCGGAUACGAACCGGCGUUGCCCGCGGCCGUCAGUUUGGUUGGAGCAUCAUGGAGCGGUACCAGAAGCUCGAGAAGGUCGGCGAAGGGACGUACGGCGUCGUGUACAAGGCCAAGGACCGCGUGACGGGCGAGAUCAUCGCGCUCAAGAAGAUCCGGCUCGAGGCCGAGGACGAGGGCAUCCCAUCGACGGCGAUCCGCGAGAUCUCGCUGCUCAAGGAGCUGCAGCACGCCAACAUUGUGCGCCUCUACAACAUCGUGCACACGGAGCGCAAGCUCACGCUCGUCUUCGAGUACCUCGACCAGGACCUCAAAAAGUACCUCGACGUGUGCGAGAAGGGCCUCGAGAAGCCGAUUCUGAAGAGCUUCCUCUUUCAGCUCCUGCGGGGCAUUGCCUACUGCCACCAGCACCGCGUCUUGCAUCGCGACCUGAAGCCCCAGAACCUGCUCAUCAACCGCGAAGGCGAGCUCAAGCUCGCCGACUUUGGCCUCGCCCGCGCCUUUGGCAUUCCCGUUCGCAGCUACACACACGAAGUCGUGACGCUCUGGUACCGGUCGCCCGACGUGCUCAUGGGCUCGCGGAAAUAUUCGACUCCCGUGGACAUUUGGAGCAUUGGCUGCAUCUUUGCCGAGAUGGCCAACGGCGGCCCGCUCUUUGCCGGCACGUCCGAGGGCGACCAGCUCGACCGUAUCUUUCGUUUGCUUGGCACGCCGACGGUCGACAUCUACCCGGGCAUGGUCGACCUGCCCGAGUACAAGCCCGAUUUUGCCAUGUACCCGCCACCGGACAACCUAGCGCACCUCGUGCCGUCUCUCGACCCCGCAGGCCUCGACCUGCUCGAGCAAAUGCUGCGCUACGACCCGGCAAAGCGCAUCACGGCUGCGGACGCGAUGAAGCACGCCUAUUUUAACGAUCUGUCGUCGGCGAUCACGGACGUCGGCAAGUAGGAACCAUUCCACUAUCAUCUGUUUGUCGACUUGUAAAUCAUCAAGGCCAUUCUGUGAGAUUGUUG
Molecule: messenger RNA, 1011 nt
Organism: Saprolegnia parasitica CBS 223.65
Lineage: Eukaryota; Oomycota; Saprolegniomycetes; Saprolegniales; Saprolegniaceae
Product: CMGC/CDK/CDK5 protein kinase
Exons: 6
Coding region: 50-946 (298 amino acids)
Biological process (GO): protein phosphorylation
Cellular component (GO): cytoplasm; nucleus
Molecular function (GO): cyclin-dependent protein serine/threonine kinase activity; ATP binding
Source: RefSeq, a predicted model, not a curated record